CUCCCUACAUAGGCGCACUACAUAGUGUAGGACAUAAUGGACUAUACGCUACAGUUGUGUAGUUGACUUUUCUCAGUAGAGAGGUAUUUGGGAUUCGCCCAAUGGUCCCUGGAAAACCACUAUAAGUUAAAUUAUAGCUAGAUGACAGAGAAACAUGGCUUUAAUAGUAAAAGAAACACAAAGUAUUAAAGAGGCAGUAAAUUACAUCAAUACUAUUGAUGCGAAUAAACUGUCCAGACUUCUCUCACGUAUUCUGCAGAAACUUCAUCUCAAGGGUGAGCGCUCCUUCAGUGAAGAUGAGGAGCAGAAAUUACAAGCUGCCUUGGCUUUGGAGAAGCAAGCUCUUCACCUGGUGCUGGAGACGGCAUCAUUUUUAUUAGAACAGGCUGUGUAUCACAAUAUUAAACCAGCAUCCCUGAAGCAGCAGCUUGAAAAUAUUCAUGUUGCCCCGGACCAGGCGGAAGUGUUUUCUCAAGCCUGGGCUACAGCAGGACCUGAUGUAGUAGAGAAGAUCAGACAAAGUAUAUUUGCACCCAAAAAGCUGGAGCAUGUCGGCUGGCAGCUCAACCUUCAGAUGGGCCAGUCGUCACAAGCGAAACUAAAGGUUCCACAUGCAGUUCUGGACCUGGGAGUCAAAGAUGUGGAGAAACCAGAGCAGCUGCAGAAGUUUUUUGUGGAAUUCAGUCAUCAGGAACUUCUGGAGUUCUACAACAAGCUCGAGACGAUUCAGGCCCAGUUGGACUCGCUGACUUGAUACUGGUAGCACCAUCCAUGAGGACGAUGUGAAGUGCACCGGCCACAUUUCUGUUGUAAUAUUGUUUGUAAAUGUUCGUAUGAUUUUUACUUACUUUUCAAUGAAUUCCACAUUAAUCUCUUCAUUUCUCGUUGUCAGCACAAGCUACACAAGCUCUAAAGGUUAAAAUGCUGAUCACGCCAUGGGGUGUGUUCGAAAACUUUGUGAGCUCAGCAUUUCAACUCUUUUUUGCCUGAAUAUCGAGUGAGCAUCCGAUGCUGCCUUAGCGGUGAAGGCAAUUCCAGCAUUCAAUGCGGCACGACUUUUCUCACAGAAAAAUAGAAAACAUGGCUGACGGUUAUUGAUGUUUCAUUUGUAUAGACGUGUACAAGUGUAUUUAUUUGCAAAUUCAGGCUUGUCAGUGAAUGUAACCAUUUUCGGUACACGGAGGGUCACGCGUUGUGCCACCACAUCCCAUUGGUUUGAAUGGCAUGAGGCUAACUGUGUUAGCUUAGCGAAUCGCUGUCUAAGUAGUGCGUUCGAAUAACCUGCCUUAUAAGCCUUAUAUGACUUAUUAGAAUCCUCUCUACUUAGGCAGCUGCCCAUGUAGGCAGUAAGACAGCAAGGCAGCUCACUAGGUUUUCGAACACACCCCAUGUUAGCUAGGAGAUGGUCUGCCAUUGUGGUUCAUGUAGAAAGUCAGCAGUGACAGUAUUAGCUAUGGCUUAAUUGCAGUGUGCCAGUUCACAUGCACUUUAUCAUUCCAAAAUAAAUGAAAAUCCCCAUAUCAGGUCCUAAAUGUAUACCAAUUCAGCCUAUGAACUGACUGCUUACCAUGGUACUACAGUCAGUAUUGUGUAUUUUGUUGUCAGGUUGUUUAUUACUGUAAUAAAUCUUUAUACUGCUUUAUCUCUA
Trichomycterus rosablanca is the source of this 1648-nucleotide messenger RNA. RefSeq names its product COMM domain containing 10 (gene commd10). The record is from RefSeq and is a predicted model, not a curated record. The transcript is spliced from 7 exons. Bases 155 to 754 code for a protein of 199 amino acids. Lineage: Eukaryota; Metazoa; Chordata; Actinopteri; Siluriformes; Trichomycteridae.